AUCAAUAAUAAAUAAUUUUUGAAAUACUUCGACUAAGAAUAAUCACCAAUUUUUAUUUUCAAAAACAGUAUUUUAAUUUAAUUAAUCAUCUUUAGUACAGAUCAAACUCUAUUUAAAUUAUACAAAUAUAGAUGAAAAACUACAGAACGUUUAGGUAAACAAACAACACUGUUAGGAAGGUUAUUGAAUCCAGGUUACAGACUAUUUUUAGUGAUGUAGAUCGUGGUUACAGGCGGAUAUUAAUAUUUAAUAGCUGAAAUUUCGUGUUUUAACAAUAUGGUAUACUAUUUCACCAGUACAAUUGUCUCUCCAUCUGUAACACUGUUCAUGGGAUUUGACAAGUAUGAAAAUGAAGAUCUUAUUAAAUGGGGUUGGCCAGAAGAUGUUUGGUUUCAUGUUGACAAAGUUUCCUCCGCUCAUGUGUAUCUAAGACUUAAAGAGGGACAGACUAUCGAUGACAUUCCUUCAGCUGUUUUAGAAGAUGCCGCCCAGCUUGUUAAAGCCAAUAGCAUCACCGGGAACAAAAUGAAUGAUGUUGAUAUUGGUAACCACCGAGAAGACGGAGAUGAGGAUGACCCAGAGAAUGAUGGAUGCAUGAAGUGGAAGUGGAGAUGGCUGGCCAGGUUCUUCAGGAUGGAGAUUGGUUUGUCCACGACCUCUGGAGUUCGAAAGAUCAGGGUAGCCAAAAGAGUCAAUGAAAUUGUCAAUAGACUGAAUAAAACUAAGAAAGAAGAACAUCCUGAUUUAAGAGCCGAAAGAGAAGCGCGUGAUGCCCGAGAAAGGGAAGAUAAAAAACGAUUACAAAGGGAACUUAAGGAAAAACAAAAAGAAGAAGAGCGGAGAAAGCUAGAAGAAGCUGAAUUAAGGAGUUACAGCACCCUGAUGAAACCAGAAAAUAUGAAAUCAAAUAAAAGUAACGAUGGCAAUGAUUCUGAUGAUUUUAUGUGACUCAUAAAAAAUUAUUUUCUUAAAAAAUAUUAUGAUUUUUUUUUUCAUCAUCCCCACUUCUCACUGAUCUUACAAAAAUUUAGAAAAAAGUUAACCAGUAAAUCAAAUACACAUAGCACUUCGUAUUAUUAAUUUGUCAACAAAAAUUGAAUUUCCUCAAGGACAAAAUAAAACAAGUCAUUCUCACUAAUAA
Nezara viridula (southern green stink bug) is the source of this 1141-nucleotide messenger RNA. NCBI's taxonomy places the organism in Eukaryota, Metazoa, Arthropoda, Insecta, Hemiptera, Pentatomidae. The record is from the annotation of a GenBank genome assembly.